Molecule: messenger RNA, 5119 nt
Organism: Patiria miniata (bat star)
Lineage: Eukaryota; Metazoa; Echinodermata; Asteroidea; Valvatida; Asterinidae
Product: protein FAM219A-like
Exons: 5
Coding region: 121-708 (195 amino acids)
Source: RefSeq, a predicted model, not a curated record
GAAAAAGAAUUAUUGAGGGCGCUCUUCACCAAAGUUAGUUGAGCAAGCAGCUGGAAUGAUGUGGAAAUUUUAGAAUGAGCGAUGUUUUUCGCUACCGAAUGUCAUAUUUCUUGAUUGAAAAUGGACGAGGACGAAACAGACAGUGGAUAUUCUACUUCAAUAAAUGAUAACGCAAAGGUUCACAUCAAGGAUCAAUCCAACGGCACCACGCUGGAACAGCGUGACAUCAAUGGGCACAAAGUGACCAACGGUCUGAAGACCUACCGGAGACCAUCUCCAUUACAGAUUAAGAUGGAAAAACAAAGGGAAGCUUCCAGAAAGCGGGAGGCGGGGAGGCAACGGGAAAGUCCCAAGAAACCACGGCAACAGAGCAACAACUCCCCAUUGGUGGAUCAGCAGCCGCGUCGCUCGGCGCUAGUCUCCAUCGACAGACUAGCCGUGCCGUGGAAAACAACGGCGCUGGACAGGCAACCCAGUGAGCAGCCACUAGUUUCUAUAGACAGUGAAAGUGAGGAUGAAUUUGAUAUAGUAGCCUUGUCUUCUGCACCUUCACAGACGACGGAGAAUCUCAGACAGCAGCUUUUGAAAGACGGCUUCCGAUUGGACGAAAUCCCCGACGACGAGGAGCUGGACCUUAUACCGCCGCGACCGAUGAACGAACGCUGCAUCUGCUGUCAAACCACCCAAGUCACCUGUUCGAUCCAGUGACACUAGGGGGAGCCCUAGGUGAAUUGCUUCAGAUGACUGGAUCAUUUGUGUAUAUUUAAGAGAAUUUUAUAUAAUGUUGUGGUACAGUAAAAUGAAUAUUGCAUAAUGUACCCGGUACUGUAAGAAAGCUGUUAUUUAUUUAGCUUUGACUGCUCUGAAGUUUCUUGUCUUGAAGUACAGUAAAGACAUUUUGGUAACCACCCAUUUCAGCAUAUAAGCACCAUGUUCUUCCAUUGUUUGUUUGUUGUCAAAGAUCACAAUCCUUAAAAUGAUCAUGAGGUCCAUCUUUGGUCAAUUAUGCAUGCGUACCUCAAUUCACCCCGAAUUCACAAGAAUCCUAAAACUGAAUUUGCAUGAUUUCAAUAGAUGCAGUACUUUAGUGUCCAGGUCUCAAGUAUUGCGUGGUCUUUUCUGAUUGGGUACAUUUAGUCCAUAUUGCUCACCAUCUUGUUCGAGUGUAAACAUUCCAAAUCCUUCAAAAUCCUUCAAAAUCCACCGGGUUUUGUAGGAUUGAGGAAGGUACAACAAACCACUAUUUCUUAUGUAAACAUGAAACGUGAUGUCCCUUGGGAGUUAUAGUACAGAGAAUGUGCCAUUUCAUUUCUGCGUACUGAUCAAUUUUGUUUUGGGAAGGUUUCUUGCAAAAACUGCCAGGGGAGUUAUUCUACGAGCCAUAUCGCACUACGAGCCAUUGCACUAUUGCUGGCAAAAGUCAUUAGUCUGGUGCCCUAUAUUCCUGAUUUCAAAAUUGAAUUGCGUUCACGUCACUGCAUUUCGGGCAAGCAAAAUAUAUGCUGUGGUGUGCUUGCCCUCAGUGUCCCCCCCCCCCUUCCCACUCCCCCAAACUUUUCACUGUCUAUCAGCAUGAAAACAUAUAUUUGUCCUGCAUGACCUUAGUGUAGCAAGUAAUUGUUAAUUGAAUUUAGCUCAUUUGACAGCGAGGCCCAUUUGUUUCCAGCCUCAAGUAUUUUUCCACAUUUCUAUACGUGUACAGUGGGGUGUUGGUCACAGAUAAGUAUUCAGAGUCAAGCCCAGGAACACCCACCCAAUGGUAUCUAUAUACAGACACUGCUUAGUCCAACAAAAAUCUGAAAUUUUUAGACUCCUUGGGAAUUUGAUUGAAUUUUACUUAAAUCUGUUUAACUAUUUUGGGAUCCAGAACUGGUAAUUAGCCUUCAAAAUCAAUGCAGUGAAUGGCAAAAUGCAGUGGAUUCCUGUUUCAUUUGUUGCAUUCUUGUUAUUUUUUCUGGUCAGUUAAGGUUUGAUUUUGUAUUGGAAUUCUUCUUGACUUGGACAAAUGACCCCACCCCCAAAAAAUGAUCGGCAGGUGCUUGUUUUUUAUAAGACUUCUGUUUGAUUUUGUUGGAUUAAGCUGGAUUUCAAACAAUUUUACACAGUUGUGUUGAAAUCAUGUAAAGCUUAUGGAAAAGAGAAACAAACUGAUAUUGUCAAAUAUUUAUGUUAUUUGUUUUGUUGAUCUAUCAUUCCAAGCUGAUAUUUUUUGUUCUUUGGUUGUACAUUAUUUGUGAAGUACUUGUGCAAACAUUCCUUUAUUACCAAAUGCGAUUUUCAGACAAUAAAUUACAUAUCACGACAUCUCCCAUGCGAGAAAAAAAUUAAUCAUUUUGAGCUGGUUUUUCAUAUGUCAUGAUUUCUUUACUGAUGUAGUCUUCUCCAUAAGGUGAGCAUGUCAAACAAGUGUAACAUUUCAUAGGUUACCAACUGUGAGCAAAUGUGCGGGAAGAAAUGCUGAGGGUUAAAAAAACAAUCCUUUUUUUUUUAAAUAAAAAAAAUGGUUAUAUUUGGAUUCACAUUUAAUCACUGGGUUGAAUUUCUAACUAAGAAAUAUAUGUUCUCUCAUACUUCUAAAAGUAAAAACUAAAAUGUGAACCCAUAUGUUAUGUAGCACACUUGUAGAAAAUUGUUAGUGUUAUUUUUGUGCGUGUAGAAUAUCAACUCAGAAGACUGAUUCUUAAAACCAUUGUACUGCAUAAAAUGCGCCUUUAAAACAACUGAUGUUGGCAAUAAUUCUAUUGGUGUCAAAGAAUUGUAAAUAAAAACAAAAGAAAGACAAAAAAAACAUUAGUGUACGGUGGUUGUACCAGUGCAUGUACAGUACCUUAGUUCAUGUUGUAGAGAACCAUGGAACUAUCAAGACGAAAUUUUUAACUCAACUUUAAAAUGGUUAGGUUAAAUGUUCUGCUUAAGUCGUUCAAAGAACAUUUUCUUUUGAAUAACUCAUGUUGAAAUACAGUGUGCCACCUACAUUAGAACAAUGAUUUGUCAACUAUUUGCACCGUCAAUCUUGUAGUCAGCAACGUAUCUGGAGUAGUACUGUUAAUGUUAAUUGUAUGACCGUUAUUUGUAAUGAAUAUUAUUUAAAAUACUUUUUUUUUCAUGUGACUGCUGAAUAACCAUAAUAUUGAUUUUAAUUUUAAAAGAAAAAAAUAUGAGAGCUAGACUGUAAAGAGUUCUGUAACUCAUGAUUAUGUAUGUCAAUAAACAAAUGUUUUAAAAAUCAAACUAUAAUUUUUUUUAAACUAAAAAAAGUAACCACCAAUCUUGCGUUUGGGAAUAUCAUAAUGUUAAUAUAUGAGUUGUAUCUUGACGCACAGUGUAAUUUCACAAUGCUCUUUCAUGUGAGGCCAGUUAUGUUCAGUUAACUUGUUUAAUUCAUUCCCCUGAGCUCUGUCAUUAUUGUGGUCUGGUCGUAAUAAAUAAUGAAAUACAUAAUGCAUUGCAUCGGACAAACAUGUACAUGUAUGUAUAGUAUGUGAAUAGUGUUGGGCAUCUGUUUUGAUUCCCAUUUCACUAGUGGCCAUACGUUACGUACUGUUUUAUGUCACACUCAAGCCAAGAUUUGGGUUUAUUAUCAGAUGUCCAAGCGAGGGCAGCAGAUAGCUUUUGCAGACAGUCAGUGCAACAUCAACUUCAAAACUUGUCUUUUUCCUAAAUCAUGCAGCAAACAUCUUAGAUUUGAUUUCUUUUGGGCUUUAGCAUGUUCAGUGUAAAUGGGUGCUUGUUUGUGAACAUACAACAUCCUAGAUGCAUUUUCUUUGAUGCAGAAAUUUCAAAAUAUUCCUGAACUAGCGGAAGUCAUUCCUAACUUCUAAUUUCGUUUAAAAUACAUGUGAAUGUGGCCAGGUUACCAGCCAAAUUUUAGCCUGUAUUAUUAAUAUGGAAGCCUUCACUGGUAAGCAAUAAAUACUGCUGUGUCUUUUACGUAGUGAAAAGAAAAACAAUUCCACACUAGGUAUUUUUCAGAAAACAUCUCACUGUUAAACAAAAACGAUUUGUUGAAAAUCCCAACAAUUAUCUUUUUCUUUCAUUAAUUAUUGUGCAAUUCUUCUGUAAUUAAUAACAAGCGUUUUUCUUUUAUAAUUCCAAGAUAUUUUCGUUGUAAUUUGUUUGUAUUUGUAAACAGUAAUUAAAUUUGUUUAAGACCACCUCAAUAUGUAAGGAGAUGUAAGGAGCAACUAAGGCAUUUACCAAACCUUGAAUUAAGUCAAGUUUUGGUUCCAUGAUUUCAACUCAAUGUGAGUCUAUAUCAGCUUUGAGAAUGGGAUCAUUCCUAGCUUGAGAAUAUCCAGCUCAAUUGGCUCAUGACAUUGGAGAUUCACCAGUCUACUGUCAAAUCUCCCAUGUCAUGAACCUAGUGAGCUGGAUAUUUCAUCAAAACAAAAUUUAACUUUAACUGCCUUCAAAAUGUUUUGAUCUGGAUACAGAGCUGGAGACAAAGCCAAGAUUUCGUAAAUGGCGUUCGCUAGUUAGUAAGUUUAAUGGCAGAAACUUGUUUGACAAUUUUUUGCUUUUGAAGAUUGCAUUAUUUUGUUGUUUUUGAACUUAGGGUAAAAUUGAAUGGAUGACAUGCCAUAAUGGUUCAUUCUUGUGUUGUAAAUAGCAGUUAUACAAAUACUUCCAUGAUUAUGUUCAAUCUCUAAAACUAUUGUAGGCUAUUUAAUGACUUUCCUUUAGCUUUAGAACAUUGUCUUUCAUUUUAAUUUUAUUAUAGGACUAAGAAGUAAAUUAUCUUCAGACCUCUUCAGAUUGUAGACACUAGCAAACACAAAACAGUCAAAACUUAAAAAGCCUGAUUUGUAAUUCCCUUAAAAACAUAUAGACUUUAUCAUUUAGACUUCUGGGGUAAAUUGAAUAUUCAUAACUGCUAUUUUUUCCGGAAUGUAUAAAUUCUUAUAAACAUCUGCACAGUUUUAAAUACAGAUCAUUAGUUUAUUAUAUGGAAUUCCGCUGCAUUGCUUUUUGAGUGGCAUUCAGCCCAAAGCUGCGCACAAAAUGUAUACAUUCAUAUUUACUUUUUGCUAACUCUGCUGCCAUUCAAUUUGACGUAACAAUAAUUAUGACGCAGUGAGUAGGACGUCAUCAAAAUUCUGUAUACCAAUCAGGAAUGGAA